CUUUAAUGUCAGAGCUCUCAAGGUUUUAUAUAAACCUCUAGCAGUCUAGCAAUUUCUUAUCUGCCAAAAUAUUCUAAAUUCAUCUAUUUCCGCCAUGGUUAAUCACCAUGGUUUGACCUCUCUACUUUUCUUCUUCUUCAUCCUCCUUUCUUUUUCUGGAGCUAAGACUCUGCUUCAACUGGAAAGGGGACAUUCACUAUCAGUUGAGGAUGCAGAUUCAACUUUUCUAACCUCCCCAGACAACACAUUCACCUGUGGCUUCUAUGGAUUAGGAAGCAAUGCUUACUGGUUUGCCAUAUGGUUCACCAAUUCCAGGGACAAAACUGUUGUUUGGGUGGCGAAUCGGGCCAGGCCUGUCAAUAGCCGGGGCUCAAACGUGAAGCUGGAGAAAAAUGGAGCUUUAACAUUGACUGAUGUGGAUGGCGCGAUCGUGUGGGAGAGUAAUACAACUUCGACUAGAGUUAACACAGCUGAGCUGCUUGAUACAGGCAAUCUUGUUCUCAAGAAUCCACAGGGUGAUGUUCUCUGGCAAAGUUUCGGGUUUCCUACUGAUACGUUGUUGCCUUCCCAGGUGUUCACCAAGAAUAAUAGGCUUAUCUCUGUGUUAAGGGAAGGGGGGUUUGAUCCAGGCUACUUCAGUUUAUACUUUGAUGGGGAUAAUGUGCUAAAGCUGAUAUAUGAUGGCCCUGAGGUUUCUGGUUUAUAUUGGCCUAACCCUGAUCUUGAUGCGUAUGGGAAUCAGAGAACCAUCCAAAACAGUACUAGAAUUGCUUUUCUUGAUAAUUCAGGGAAGUUUUUCUCCAGUGAUAGGCAGGUGCAGAUUUUAUAUCUAAAUGCUAGUGACGCGGGGGAUGAGAUGAUUAAGAGGAGAAUGACAUUGGAUGUUGAUGGGAAUCUCAGGAUCUACAGCCUGCAAGAUUCAACUGGGGUGUGGAAGGUAACCUGGGAAGCUCUUCCUCGGCCUUGCAGGAUACAUGGAAUCUGUGGGAGAAAUGGGCUUUGUUAUUAUGCACCGGAGCCCAGAUGUUCGUGUCCUCCAGGGUAUGUGGUGGUUAAUCCGAAUGAUUGGAGUAGAGGCUGCAGGGCAUUGUUCAAUGUAACAAGUUUAGUAACUCAGCCUGUCAAGUUCUUGGAGAUUUCUCAGGUGGAUUACUGGGGAUUUGAUCUCAACUUCACUAAACCUUUUUCGUUUGAAGACUGCAAGAGUUUGUGCUUAAAGGAUCAUAAUUGUAUGGCGUUUUCCUACAGGCGAAAUGGAGAGGCAUCAUGUUACACCAAAAACACCCUUUACAAUGGCUACAGAUCUCCAGAUUUCCCUGGGAGUAUAUUUCUGAAACUCCCCCGAGAUUUUCCAGUGGCAGAAUCAGGUCAUCCCGUGAUUCUCACUCGCUCUAACUUGGUAUGCUCAAAUUCAUCAGAACAAUUACCUUUGAAGUAUGAAGUGAGUAGUAAAAAGGUGAGAUGGAUUUAUCUGUACUCAUUUUGUUUAGCUGUUGGUGUGAUUGAGCUCCUUGUUUGUGCUUUGGGAUGGUGGGCUUUAUUCAGCAAGCAUGGGAUUCCAGCUUCACUUGAGAAUGGAUAUUGCAUGUUAUCCAGUCAGUUCAGGAUGUUCACUUAUGCAGAACUGAAGAAGGCAACCAAGAAUUUCAAGGUGGAGCUAGGAAGAGGAGGCUCGGGGGCUGUUUACAAAGGCAUUCUGGCAGAUGAUAGAGCGGUAGCAGUGAAGAAACUCGGAGAUGAGUUUCAUGGAGAAGAACAGUUCUGGGCAGAGAUGACCACAAUUGGAAAGAUCAACCACAUGAAUUUGGUGAGAAUGUGGGGAUUCUGUGCAGAAGGGAAACGCCGCCUUCUGGUCUAUGAAUAUGUAGAAAAUUCUUCCUUAGACAAGCAUAUUUACACAUCAAAUUUUCUUGGUUGGAAAGAAAGGUUUGAGGUAGCAUUAGGGACUGCCAAAGGUCUUGCAUACCUUCAUCAUGAGUGCCUGGAAUGGGUGAUCCAUUGUGAUGUGAAACCUGAAAAUAUACUUCUAACUGGUGAACUUGAGCCCAAAAUUGCAGAUUUUGGGCUAGCCAAGCUCUCUCAAAGAGGUGAACCUGGUUCAUAUUUCACCAAAAUCCGGGGAACAAAAGGCUACAUGGCUCCAGAGUGGGCUCUGAACCAGCCCAUCACUUCCAAAGUAGAUGUGUAUGGUUAUGGUGUUGUGAUCCUGGAGAUGGUGAAGGGUAGUAGGCUAUCGAGCUGGGCAGCCGAAGAAAGUGAGCUUCAUCAGGAAGCAGUAGAUUUAAAGCAAUUUUUGUGGGAAAUGAAGAGCAAAGUUGAACUAAGAGAUGAGAGUUGGGUGGAGGAUAUAGUGGAUAAAAGACUGGAAGGGAAGUUCAGUAGGAGGCAGGCAAAGACACUGAUUAAGGUUGGUGUUGCAUGUGUGGAAGAAGACAGAAACAUGAGGCCUACAAUGGCUUCUGUGGUACAAACUCUUCUGGAAUGUGAAGAUGAAACAAUAGUAAUCCAAACAUCAGAUCCACUUUACAUUUGAGAAAUGUUUCUACUUUUGUUUUUCAUUUUUGUACUCAAAUUAUGUUUCUGAGACUCUGUUGUCAAAUAACUGCAGAGUCUACCGUCUAGCUGUACCUAUCCAAUGUUGUAAUAAGAAUUGCAAACCGAAAUUGACAUUGUCAUUAGCCGUGUUGCAAAA
Messenger RNA from Ipomoea triloba (trilobed morning glory), 2692 nucleotides. RefSeq names its product putative receptor protein kinase ZmPK1. The coding region runs from base 95 to 2533 and encodes 812 amino acids. Lineage: Eukaryota; Viridiplantae; Streptophyta; Magnoliopsida; Solanales; Convolvulaceae. Gene Ontology annotation, molecular function: protein serine/threonine kinase activity; ATP binding. Gene Ontology annotation, biological process: recognition of pollen; protein phosphorylation. The transcript has a single exon. The record is from RefSeq and is a predicted model, not a curated record.